This is a messenger RNA of Xenopus tropicalis (tropical clawed frog), 1905 nucleotides long. Its product is annotated as E3 ubiquitin/ISG15 ligase TRIM25. Bases 49 to 1689 code for a protein of 546 amino acids. NCBI's taxonomy places the organism in Eukaryota, Metazoa, Chordata, Amphibia, Anura, Pipidae. The record is from RefSeq and is a predicted model, not a curated record. Gene Ontology annotation, molecular function: zinc ion binding. Gene Ontology annotation, biological process: antiviral innate immune response. The transcript has a single exon.
UAGAGAGAGAGGAAAGUUCAGUUUCAUUUCUUGUUCCUGAUUUCAGCAAUGGCGGCUGCUGAUCUGAGAGACGAGCUGAGCUGCUCCAUCUGCCUGAGCAUUUAUACUGAUCCGGUAUCCCUGCCCUGUGGCCAUAACUUCUGCCGGGGCUGCAUUGGGUUGGUGCUGGGUACCCAGGAGGGGUCUGGGGCUUAUUCCUGCCCUGAAUGCAGAGCUGAGUAUCAGGAGUGCCCUGCCCUGCCCAGGAACAGAGCUCUGGGGAACAUAGCAGAGAGGUUCCGUCCGACUGAGACAGAGCCGGGGGAGACUGGGAUCUUCUGCACUUACUGUCUCCUCUCUCCUGUACCUGCUGCUAAAUCCUGUCUCCUGUGUGAGGCUUCAUUUUGUAAUAAGCACCUGAGGGGGCACAGCCAGUCAGCAGAACAUGUACUCACUGAGCCCACCGCUUCCUUUAUGGGGAGAAAAUGUUCUGUACAUCACAAGGUUCUGGAGUAUCACUGCUGUGUGGACUCUGCCUGUAUCUGUGUGUCCUGCUGCCUGGCCGGGGGGCACCGGGGCCACAGGGUGGAGCUGCUGAGUGAGGCCUCUGAGAAGAAGAAAGAGAAACUGAGGAAAGUUCUGGAGAAACUGAGCUCAGAGAGAGAGGAGACUGAGAGAGGAGCCCAGAGGCUGCAGGAGCGCAGGAGAGAAUCUGAAAUAAAAGCAGCCGGUGAGAGAAAGAGAGUCACUGCCCUGUUUAGGAGCAUCAGGGAAGAGCUGGAAGCCCUAGAGAAGCGACUCCUGAGUGACAUUUCCAGGCAGAGAGAAGAGCUUUCCCUCCAACUCAAGGAUCUGAUCCAACAGCUGGAAAUAAAGAAGGACGAGCUGUCCAGAAAGAUCCGGCACAUUGAGGAGCUGUGCAACAUGGCAGAUCCACUCACUUUCCUACAGGAACAAUGGGAAUCCCAUGGAGCUGCCUUUUGUGGGGCUGAGAGGGGAGACAGAAAGCGCAGAAAUCACAUAAAGGUCCCGGCUGUAGGGGAUCUGGAUGCGUGUCGGAUCUCAGAGACAUUACUCACAGGCUUAGCUGGGAUUGUGACUGGGGUAGAGGGAUGGCAUAUCUAUGGGCAGGAGGCUACAGAGCUGGCACUGGAUAUAAACAUGGCUGGGAAUCGUGUAUCUGUAUCAGGGUAUGGGAUAUCUGCUUCCUACUCACAUACAGCCCAGUGUCGCCCACAAACCCCAGAGAGAUUUCAGUAUUCUCAGGCUUUAAGCAGCAGGAGAUUCCCCUCAGGGCGACAUUACUGGGAAGUGGAUGGCAGUAAAUCAGGGCGCUGGGGGGUAGGGGUGGCCUAUCCCAGUAUAGAGAGGGGAGGGGGUCAGUCUCUCAUUGGGAAUAAUAACAAGUCCUGGUGUUUGUACAGAUGGAAUAAUAACUAUACAGUGAGAUAUGACUGGAAAGACACACAGUUACCCCACGUCCCUUCCUGCAGGAGAAUCAGGAUCUCAUUGGACUAUGAGGCCGGACGCCUGUCCUUUUAUGAGCUGAGUGAGCCAAUCAGGCACUUACACACCUUCACUGCCUCCUUCACUGAGCCCCUUCAUGCUGCAUUCUGGGUAGGGGGAGGUGCCUGUGUGAGAAUCAUUAGUUAUGGCCCUGCCCACUGCCCAGCAGGAACCCCAUUCCCAGAGCUGCCCUUAGUCCUGUGAUGCCAGGAAAGGAAGGACAUUGGUCAUUGUAUUUAAAGAACUUCAAUUCCAACCAGCUAAAUGUCAUUUCUGCCCCACCAGAUUGAAAUUUAUUGGAUGAAACACCCUUGUGUGAGUGAUUAUUGCAGACGUCUCAAUAAAUACUAAACACACCCCCCUCUGUGUGGCCCCCACCCGUCUGGCUGCUUUGAUGGCUUUCCUUUGUGUAAGCUUUAA